AUGUCCAUCAUCCUUCCAGUCCUUGUCUUUGGUCUCGCGCUCCAGCGUUUAGAGAAGCUCGACUCCCUGAGCGAGGGGAACCAGUCUGUGUGGAACUUUAUCAAUGGGUCGGUGAAGACCAGGAUUUACGCGACCGAGGCAAAUAGUUCUGCAAUUUCCUUUGGUGUCCAGCAAUAUGCUCGUGUAUGCCAAAAUCCGAAGUUGCCACAGAUUGUGUAUCAGGUCGGCACCCAGCGUUCUAUGGACUCUUUCGCGGCCGUGGAGUUCUGGGGCACCUGGGAAAAGGCGAAGGUGUAG
Colletotrichum orchidophilum is the source of this 297-nucleotide messenger RNA. RefSeq lists its product as uncharacterized. Lineage: Eukaryota; Fungi; Ascomycota; Sordariomycetes; Glomerellales; Glomerellaceae. The transcript is spliced from 2 exons. The record is from RefSeq and is a predicted model, not a curated record. Bases 1 to 297 code for a protein of 98 amino acids.